Paramacrobiotus metropolitanus is the source of this 3165-nucleotide messenger RNA. RefSeq lists its product as uncharacterized. Lineage: Eukaryota; Metazoa; Tardigrada; Eutardigrada; Parachela; Macrobiotidae. Gene Ontology annotation, molecular function: protein binding. The coding region runs from base 1763 to 2791 and encodes 342 amino acids. The transcript is spliced from 4 exons. The record is from RefSeq and is a predicted model, not a curated record.
ACAGUAUCUGUUAUAAAAUCGGGCGAUUAAAACCGACACGUUGAAUGUGUUUGUGAGUAAAGAAGCUGAGUAAAGAAGACAGUAUUAUUUGUAGCAACUGGAAUGCUUUUGGGUGUCUUGUAGGAUUAGUUAGGGAAUUUCGCGAAAAAUCCCAAUUGCGGACGGCUCAUCCGUAUGAUCUUUUCGGUUUGGAACUCGGCUGCCAAGUUACAGCUGCGGCUAUAUUAUGCCAUGAACGCAACCUCACUGUACCUUCGCAAGUUAUUCUCGGGUUCACGCGAGUUGAACUACGGGAAUACGGUCCUGGUGCAACGGGAUAACGGCCAAUGGUGGUUGGGAUACGUGCAGGACAUUGAUGGCCCUAACUUCUACGUAGACUUCGAUGCGAGUGGAAUCAGUGCCCAAUGGAUCCAUUCCAGCGGUCUCUGGCCGCAUCAUUUUCUGCAAAAUAAUCUAUGUUGGUACACAGCUCCUGUUCACGUAGCAGUGAGACACACCCAUGCAGAUCCGAUGGUUUUCUGCCAAGGUACCAUUCUGCGCAAUAAAGAAAGCUAUCCAUUCUGCUUUGUUUGUGUGGAUGAUCCGGGCGGGGUACAUCGCCACCAUGUCGUUCAUCGAAAUAAUAUGAUCGCAGCACUGCCGACGCCGGAUGAUGGGGAGAACUUCUUCGAACGAAUUACGGGGUUUUUAUAUAAGAAAUACGUUAUCAGUUUUCCCAGAGCACGGCUGUUAUUAGACGUGGAUUUCUUCCCGAUGUUCUUGGCCCGUUCAUGCCGAUUCCAAUCGGACUGCGGUGAUCCUGGACGUGAUGCCAAAUGUCGCUUUGGCACAGUCACUGCGAGGGACCAGAUGGUUUUUGUUUGUGAGUCCGGACGAUGCCAUCAUCGAUUCCAUCUGAACAGAAGCACUUUAGUCGACGUCGGUUGUCGAAUGUUCAUGCGAGUGUCAUUUGAUACGAUUACAUUUGUCUGCGUCGAAAUGCAUGGUGACAGCGCAUUUCAAAACCAAAGAAGGCGUCACAGUAUGUUCUGGGAUGAAACCUCCCUGAGGAAGGCUUGUGAUGAUUACAUUACGAAGUUACGGUACCGUCGACUUAAGCUGGCACUCCGACCACGGCUUCUAUACGGCUCCAUCUGUAGGUGGAUUUCUCAUAACAGACAAGCAGGCAAGUUAUUGCGGUUCUGCCACUUUAACCUGCGCCAUGUAUUUUCUACAGUGCGCUGGCUCAUUAGUGUGGCCGAAGUGAGGAUGGCCGAAACCAGUUGAACGGUAGAAAAGUUCGCUCUAUAUAGAAGUCACGCAUUUGACGGUUACAUUGUUCUUAGUUUCACAACGGUCUUAGUCUUAUUCUGUUCUUAGUCUUAGUCUGAACAUUGUUGAAUGUUCGGCCUUGAAGUUUCCGUAAACGUCAGAGUUUUUUAAUUUGUACCAGAAUCACGCUUGUCAGAUCAGGAAAAUACAUUUUUGUGCACUGAGAUAAACCGGUAAAGCCAUCAAGGUUUUUGUCGACGUAAUUCCGAUGGUUGUCGUAUCCAACCGCUAUACUGCGGCCAUAGUGAGUUUUACAUUAAUGCUGGAUAACGCUCUGAAAUAUGGCAUUUUCAGACGCACGGCUGGCUGAAUUUGUUAAUGUAUAAAGUUGAGAAAGUAGCAAAUGAAGUGCUUCUACAGCAAAUGGAUAAGAACAAGUUUCCACGGCACGUCGCUCUGGCAUGGUUAGUUCCACACCGAGUGUCAGCGUGACGCUAAGUAAGUGGAGGAAAUGUCCAUUACUGAGCUUCCACUUCCAGUCAUGGUUUCUGUACUGCUUUAUUUGGAUGUGGAUUCCCAGUGGCGAACAAGCAGGGUUUGUGCGCUGUGGAGAAUUCUUUUCCGCCAGGACGUGAACCAGAGGCACAUUGUGUUCGAUCUCUGCACAGUGUGCGAAAUAAAACCGUAUAGUGUGCCUGACAAAGACAUUCAUGCACUUCACGGUAUCGAUUAUGAUACCGUAAGAGACUAUGCUGCAUACCUUACGUACAAAGUGGCUGUCAUGUUGGACCGCGUAAGUCCUACGCGUACGCAAACGCUGGCGCUGACAGAAGAGGGGAACCACUUUCACUUUUACUUCGAUCUUGCCCAGAGAAUGACACUGACUGCAACCGUGCUAUUCCGCAACGGCGUACGUCUGCCUCUAAUUAUUGUAAGGAACGGCCGGGACGCUACACUGGAAUGGGAGAGCUGGGAUGCUUAUUUGAGGGAGACAGACUGCUUCUUGUUUGUCUACAUGUGCCAUAGUGGAAGCCUGGUAUGCGCCGGGUUGCCGGAGUUGAUGACGGUGUGUGAACAGUUGGUGUUAAUCAACUUCACUGUGAUGCACUUACCCACCCAAGCAGCGGCCUGGAUACUGCGCCACGAUCCUGCAUCCGAGUUGCCUGUGUCCGAGAGAGCGUUGAUGCGAAGUGAAUAUUCGGGCGUUCUGCGAUGCCCAGUUAUCAUUCCGUGUGUACGCUUUCGUUCCGUGGAAUCGGCAGAUGAGCAAGCCCGCAAUCUGCUAGCUACGGUUAAUGCCCAUUGGCCGGCCGUCAGCCAGCGAGUAUACAAAAAGGUCACAGCGAUGCAUGCGCGCUGGGUACGGACGUUGGACUAUCCGGAUCAGUGGACCGGCAUUCGCAUUUUUCUGCAAAUGUUCAAUCCACAUUGCCCUGAUACCACCUCACAGCGAUGGGAUUCGAUGGACCUUCGCCAACUAGACAUUGCUGGACUGAACAAUAUCACCUUUGCAGCUCUUGAUGGAUUAUUCCGAGAAUGAAACAUGACGCUUUCACGAUGGUCUUCAUUUCAGCGCUUCUGGAUUCGAGGGUUCAUUUAUUAUUGCUCUCCACCGGACGAGGCUGAAUAUGGCCAGUAUCAAUUUGUAAUUAAUCAAAAUUUGUGUUAUGCAUAGCGAAAAGAAACCAUUUCUUAAUGACCUUUCAAUAAAGUGAUACACUGUAAGUGCAUGUAUUUAUGGCGUGGUAUAUUUUUAUUCUACUGAGGUCUUUUACACCUUCUGUCCAGAAUUCAUGAUACUGUAUCACGGCCCUAUGGUUCAUGAUUCCUCUUUCUAAAAGUAGGUUAACAAAGUUGGUGAUAGACAGGAAUGUCGUUCUAUAGAGAAUUCGAUUGACCUCCUCCAAAUGAACG